Molecule: messenger RNA, 2126 nt
Organism: Chelmon rostratus (copperband butterflyfish)
Lineage: Eukaryota; Metazoa; Chordata; Actinopteri; Chaetodontiformes; Chaetodontidae
Gene: prss23
Product: serine protease 23
Exons: 2
Coding region: 293-1444 (383 amino acids)
Biological process (GO): proteolysis
Molecular function (GO): serine-type endopeptidase activity
Source: RefSeq, a predicted model, not a curated record
UUUAUUUGCGGCUCUCUGUCUGAGCUGGGCAGGUUUCAGAAGAAGCCGUGACGAUCCAAACACUGAGAGAGACUUUUAUUUGUACGUGCUGUAAAAGAGCGAGCGUCCUUCUUUCCAUCUGGAGGACAAGCACGGAGGUAGAGAGGUGGGAGAAAGUACCUGCCGGUCACCGGAGAUGAUGAGGAAAACCUGGGAAGUGAUCCUGAAGGACUCGUCUGAUGGGGAGGAAAACUUGACUGGGAUGUAAACACGGACCAUCGAUCUCUAAUCAGGAGUGUUUUCCAUCACCGUGAUGGCGCCACGUGAGACCUCCCUCCUGACUCACCUGCUCCUGCUCCUCCAGCUCCUCCUCCCUCUCACCCUGUCCUUUCUGCCCCCUCCUCACCACCCGCCCGUUCACGUCCCCACGCUGGUCCCUCAUGCGCCGACGCCUCUCAACCGCUCCCGCUUCAGUGCUCACACACAGCUGGACUUCACUACUCACUGUAACUCCAGCUGCUUCCACCGAGCAGAGCAGGAGGCCCGGAAGGAGCAGCUCACAGACAAGCUGGCCUUCGAGACGCUGUACGCCGACGGCUCCCGCACUCUCACUACCGUAGAUGUUGAGGUUGAUGAGGAGUUUGAAGGGGACACGGGUCACGUUGCUCACCCUCCACCGAGGUUGAAGCCCAGGCACAAACGCGUGAGGCGGCAGAUCUACGGAGCAGACGGCCGUUUUAACAUCCAAGGUGACAACUUCCUGUUGGAUUACCCGUUCUCCACGGCUGUGCGGAUCUCCACAGGCUGCACCGGCGUUCUUGUGUCUCAGCAGCACGUCCUCACAGCUGCCCACUGUGUGCAUGAUGGGAAAGAUUAUGUCAAGGGGGCGCGGAAACUCAGGGUUGGCUUUCUUAUUCCUCCGUCCAUCAACGGCACCAAAGCUGGCCUCACUUCUGCCAAGAAGCCUCUGGUCCGUUGGUUGAGGGUGAAACGCACCCGCGUGCCAAAGGGCUGGAUCCAGGGCCCUCAGGAGGUCAGCAUGGACUUUGAUUACGCCCUGCUAGAGCUGCGUUGGCCUCACAGACGUCCCUUCAUGCGGCUCUCCGUCGCUCCUUCCUCUGAUGACCUGGCAGGGAAGCGCAUCCACUUCUCUGGUUUUGACAGCGAUCGAUCAGGGGAGCUGGUGUACAGGUUUUGUCCUGUGGAAGAAGAGUCCAGUGACCUGAUAUACCAGCACUGCGAUGCCCGGCCUGGAGCGAGCGGCUCUGGAGUGUAUGGAAGAGUGUGGGACAACAGUUUAGAGCGCUGGGAAAGAAAGGUCAUCGGCAUUUUCUCUGGACACCAGUGGCUGGAGAUAGACGGGGAAAACCGGGAUUACAAUGUGGCUGUGCGCAUCACUCCUCUGAAGUUUGCUCAGAUCUGUUACUGGGUACACGGUAGCCGACUAGACUGUCUCCAGGACUAAGAAUUACACAAGUAGGACAAAAGGAGGUUUUGGAAGUAUAGCACGAAAAACACAAGAAAGCACUAAGUGACUGAAAAAAUACAGGGUGAAAUGUUUUAUUUCCCCUUAAGAAAGAAGAGUGAAACAGGAUUAAAUCCACAUAAAAAUAACACCCUUUCACUGAUACACCAGUAGAGCAGAUCUACUCACUUACUUUUGGAUCAAGUUCCCUGUCACUGAGUUAUUCCUCUCAUGUGUUUCAUUUGCUCCCUUGUAACCUCUGGGCCUAUUAAACGAAUCUGCCUGUGAGAUCAUCACCACAGCAUCUUUUAAUAAGUUCUUGCCCGCAGUCAGAUUAAUAACACACUCAGUGUUUCCACAGUAUUAACAUCAACCACUUUUUUACAAGAAGGAAAAAAAACACUUUUCCUCGCGUGUGCAGUGUGUCAGUAGCACCAAAUCAUUUUCCUACUGUGGAUGACGGCACUCUAUUGACAUUCUGCCUUUACAUCUUUCCCUCUUCUCUUGUCUGACUUUGGGGUAUUUUUGUAGCUCUUCAAGGAUCAUUCAGUUUUUGGACACCACUGAUGCUUUUCGACAUGUUUCAGCAGACCGUGUGCGUUUCUCAGAGUGGACCUGAGAGACAGAGUGUUAAUUUUAUUUUUUGGAAAAUGCUUGAUAUAUUUUAAUAAACAGAGAUUUC